Messenger RNA from Daucus carota subsp. sativus, 348 nucleotides. RefSeq names its product auxin-responsive protein SAUR76. Bases 1 to 348 code for a protein of 115 amino acids. The record is from RefSeq and is a predicted model, not a curated record. The transcript has a single exon. NCBI's taxonomy places the organism in Eukaryota, Viridiplantae, Streptophyta, Magnoliopsida, Apiales, Apiaceae. Gene Ontology annotation, biological process: response to auxin.
AUGAAGAAGCAACUGAACUCCAUAUUCAACAAGUGCAAGAGCUUCUCAAGACUUCUAGGGAGGUCAUCUUCACACAACUACAGCUCGAAAUCAAAUUCAUUUUCGAGAGACGACGAAAUUGUGUUUGUUGGACAAACACGAAAACCGUAUGCCAUUAGCUCAAAAGAUCUGAAUCAUCCUCUGCUAAAUGCUGUCAUCGAAAAGGAAUCGAGUUUGAGUUGUAAUGGGAGUGUGUGGGUGAAAUGUGAAGUUGUGCUGUUCGAUCAUCUGCUGUGGAUGCUAGAUGAUGUAGAAUCUGAAGUAGCUAGUGAUACUUUACAAGAGUUAGUAGAGUUUUAUGCCAUGUAA